Molecule: messenger RNA, 3799 nt
Organism: Pristis pectinata (smalltooth sawfish)
Lineage: Eukaryota; Metazoa; Chordata; Chondrichthyes; Rhinopristiformes; Pristidae
Gene: ctnnal1
Product: catenin (cadherin-associated protein), alpha-like 1
Exons: 19
Coding region: 694-2940 (748 amino acids)
Biological process (GO): Rho protein signal transduction; cell adhesion
Molecular function (GO): actin filament binding; cadherin binding
Source: RefSeq, a predicted model, not a curated record
CAGAGGAAGAUUGUGAUGGAAAGUUCAUGAUCUUGUGUAUAGUAGUUAUCCCUUCCUGUUCUGAGAUAGGGACUAAACAUCUUCAAUAAAGCAUUGCAGAAGUACUACCAAAAUUGUCUCUGCAAAAUCCUCCAAAUCCACUGGCGGGGCAUACUUACAUGAAUUCACUUAUUAAGCCCCCCCGUGAUUUAAUAAGAUUGUGGCUGGUCUGAUUGUAAUGUUGACUCAGCACUCCUGGCCAUUUCAUUUCAACCCCAAUGUCAAACCAAAGGUGUUGUCCUGUCCCAUAUCAACACCCUCAGUAUCAAGGCUUUAUUUAUAUUUGUCUGGCAACAAUGGACAGGCCAUGUUGUUUGCAUGCACGACACCAGAUUACUGACAAAAGCACUAUACACUAUAGUUCUGUCAUGGCAGGAGGACAGGAGAUGCUUCAAGGAUGUUCCAGAAGCCUCCUUGAGAAAAUAUAACAUUCUCAGAUAUUUGAGGAAAUCUGUGGUCUGUGACUUAUCAAAAGAGAAGUAACUGGGAUGGUACUGAAAAAAUUGAGCCUCUCCAGGAGCAUGUAGAAGCCCAGCCAAAAAUGGUGAAAGUGCAGCAACUCCCAACCCAUCCAAAACCCUGCAACGCUUGUGGCAAGUUUGGCAGAUUGCACAGCUCCCAUCAGUCGCUUCAGAACACAUAGAACUUAAGUGAAUGCAAGGCAUCCUCGACCCAGAGGGACUGCUGAGAAAGAAGAAUAUGGUAGAAACUCAUGAUUGCUGCCUAAUAAAAAUCACAACACUUAUCAACCAUAAAGAAAAACCAAAGAAAUCUGAGAAAACUUGGCGAGCAAUUCAACGGGUUGGGCAAGCAGUGAGUUUGGCUGUUGGAAGAUUUGUCACUGUCGGUGAAGCCAUAGCUAGUGAAAAUGAAGAAUUAAAAGAAGAAAUGUACUUUGCCUGUCAGGAGGCACGGCGAGCAGGAGAGAGCAUUGCACAGUUGACUGACGUGGGCUCAUUUGACCAGCCAGAAUCAGAUGCAAGGGCAACAGUUUAUACAGAUAAAACUGGAAUGAUAAAAGCUGCACGAUUACUGCUGUCUUCUGUUACUAAAGUACUGGUGCUGGCAGACAGGGUAGUCAUAAAGCAAAUCAUCAACUCCAGAAGCAAGGUUCUUGCAACCUUGGAACAUCUGGAAAAAGUCAGCAGCUUUCAGGAGUUUGUACAGAUCUUCAGUCAAUUUGGAAACGAGAUGGUAGAAUUUGCCCAUUUGACAGGAGACAGACAAAAUGAUCUGAAGGAUGAAAAGAAGAAAGCGAGGAUGGCAGCUGCCAGGGCAAUACUAGAGAAGUGUACGAUGAUGCUUCUCACAGCCUCAAAGACUUGUCUUCGGCAUCCAGAUUGUGAAUCAGCAAGAAUAAACAAGGGAGGUGUUUUUCAUCGCAUGAGGUUGGCCUUAGACCAGGUGAUAGAAAUUGUCACAGAUUCAAGACCAAAUGGUGAAAAUGAAAUCCAUCCCACCAGUAUCUACGCUGACAUCAAAGAAUUUAAAAUGAAGAUUGAAAGUUUACGGGACAAUUUACAUGGAAUUGCUAAGGAAAACCUCACAGCGAUGCUUGAACUAAUCUUGGAACAUACAGAGGACUUCACAGAUUCUGCGUAUACAAGCCAUGAACAUCGAGAACAUAUAUUGGAACUAUCCAGGCAGGCUCGAGUGGAGUUGGAGCAGCUGGUUGCUGUGUGGAAACAAGCACAAUGUCUGAAAGCCAAAGAAGCCACAGAAGAUAUGGAGCUGGCCAUUAUUAAGACAAGACAGUGUAUGAGUGAACUGAGGAGAGAGCUUCAAAAUACUGCUGUGGAGUCAGCAGGGGAGCUUCUAAAAUGUUACACGGAGCAUGUUGUCCUCAAAGAACUGAAGGCAUCUGGGGUUGAAGGAAAUUUGGAGGCGCUAGCUGAAAGUACCAGCAAACUGUCUGAGCAAAAGGAACAGCUCUCUGAGACUUCUCGAUUACUGCGACACAUUUCAGGAACUGAGCCCUUGGAAAUUACUUGUUUACAUGCAGAAGAAACAUUUCAGGUCAUUGGUCCACAGAUCAUUUCAGCUGCACAGACCUUGGCUCUUCACCCUUCUAGUAAGAUUGCCAAAGAGAAUCUAGAAGUCUUUUGUGAGGCCUGGGAGUCACAACUGAAUGAUAUGUCCAUGCUGCUGAAAGAAAUUAAUGAUGUGUUUGAAGGCCGAAGAGGAGAGAAGCGUGCAUACCUUUCACUACCUAGACCAGGGAAGCACACAGCAAAUCUGAAGGUAGUUAAAGCAGUCAAACUAGAUGCUGAGGAGCAGGCAAAGAUAGCAAAAUUAGGGCUGGAGCUGCGUUUGCACACAUCAGAUGUAGAUGCAGAAACAGAAAGAUGGGAGGACCAAGAAAAUGAGAUUCUUCGGCAGGCUCAGAGUAUGUCCAGUAUGGCAUAUUCCAUGUAUCUUUUCACAAGAGGUGAAGGCCUUUUGAAAACCACACAGGAUUUAUUUCACCAAGCUGAAAUGUUUGCUGAAGAAGGUCUCAGAUUGCACUCAUCUCUUCAUGCAUUCUCAAAUCAGUUGGAAGACGAUGAAAAAUCGUCUUUGUUGAUGGAAGCCGAGAGAUUUCCUGCAUUAUGUCAGCAACUGCAAAUGACCUGCAGGACCCCUGUUCAUGGCAAAGCCGCCACUUUCACUAAGGUUGACACUUCCAUUCAGGAAACUACAAACAUCAUGACUGUAUUGAUGAAGGUUCUGUCUCUUUGUUACAAACUGUUAAAAAAGUGUAAAGUAGAUCAGACAUUUAUGGGCUCACCCCAUGGCUGGAGAGGUAACCAACUGCAGACGGUUGCAAAUGGCGAGAGCUUAGAGGGAAAGAACACAGAUACAUUUGGUGUGAAAUCUCUGGAAAGGCACAUGGCAAAUUUGACAUUCUUAGAGAGCAAAUAAAGGGGGAAGUUCUAGAGUAGUUGCAACACUUAAAUACAUUGUCAGAUGUACUGUAAAGUGUCAGUUCCUAGUACACAGUAAUCAAUGUCUAUUGCAUUUAAUGUGAUGUAAAUAGCAGCAAUGUCCCUAACAUGGAUUUGAAUGUUUAAGAUCUACAACAAACUUUUUUUCCCCAACUCUGUAGUACCUGAAGUAAUACUAAGAGAAUAGAUAAUUUGGUUAGGUAUCUUCUCUGAAAUGCAUUAAUGCUGGAUUUUUGUUUUACCUUAGCCUGCUAAUGUCUAAAUCUCUUUUGUGAAUGUCUUACUGAUGUGAUUAAUCCUUUGAUGCUGCUAGGGUCACAAAUGUGCAAGAACAAAACUGGAUACAACAGCAUAAUGUUACUGCUGUGUAAGGUAAUUAAACCAACUUAUUAUAUUCGCAGGCAGGUUAUUGCAGCAUAGUUUCAUUUGGGUACAUUGAAAUAAAACAGGUUAUCACCACUAUCCUUUCUGCUGCUGCUGCUAGGUGUGAAUUUUCUGGAAGAUCCAGUGUUCUUCCUCAAAACAUAAUCUGAUUGCUCAAGUUUUCUUGGUUUCAGAUCUCAUUUGAUCCCCCCUAAAAUUUAAAAUUCUUGAUAAUGUUUGAUAAGCUAAAAUUAAUUUGUACAUCAAGCAGAUCACAUUUUAAACAAAUAACCUUAACGUUCUUUCCCUCAAAUCUCCUCUUCCCACAUGAACUCUGUACCUAAUUUCACUUUUUCUAGUGAUGUGGAUACUGCAGUGCAGUGGGGUUAGAAUGUUGAUGUAUGGAUUGCUGGAAAUAUUUAGUAAAGUACUUGGACUGGAUUUGUAUUACCUGUAAAGGCAGUUUUUUUACA